This is a messenger RNA of Emys orbicularis (European pond turtle), 1641 nucleotides long. RefSeq names its product RNA binding motif protein 46 (gene RBM46). Gene Ontology annotation, cellular component: nucleus. Bases 1 to 1641 code for a protein of 546 amino acids. The record is from RefSeq and is a predicted model, not a curated record. Gene Ontology annotation, molecular function: mRNA binding. NCBI's taxonomy places the organism in Eukaryota, Metazoa, Chordata, Testudines, Emydidae. The transcript is spliced from 5 exons.
AUGCGUGGCCUGCAUGCUGCCAACCACGAUAUUGCAAAUAUGCAUGACGAAAGUACAGAUGUAACAAAUGGAUGUGGCAAAAUCCGAACUGGUACUCAGAAUGAGGCUGCCUUAUUAGCUUUGAUGGAAAAGACUGGCUACAGCAUGGUUCAAGAAAAUGGACAAAGAAAAUUUGGUGGUCCUCCACCAGGUUGGGAAGGUCCUCCCCCACCUCGUGGCUGUGAAGUUUUUGUGGGAAAGAUUCCUCGUGAUAUGUAUGAAGAUGAAUUAGUCCCUGUUUUUGAGAGAGCUGGGAAGAUUUAUGAAUUCAGAUUGAUGAUGGAAUUUAGUGGUGAGAAUCGAGGAUAUGCCUUUGUGAUGUACACAACUAAAGAAGAAGCCCAGCUGGCUAUCAGGAUCCUUAAUAAUUAUGAAAUUCGUCCAGGAAAAUUUAUUGGUGUCUGUGUAAGCUUAGACAACUGCAGAUUAUUUAUUGGAGCUAUUCCAAAAGAGAAAAAGAAAGAAGAAAUCUUGGAUGAAAUGAAGAAAGUUACAGAAGGAGUGGUUGAUGUUAUUGUUUAUCCAAGUGCUACUGAUAAAACUAAAAACCGUGGCUUUGCCUUUGUAGAAUAUGAGUCUCACAGAGCGGCUGCUAUGGCUAGAAGAAAACUAAUUCCAGGAACGUUCCAGCUAUGGGGACAUACUAUUCAAGUAGACUGGGCAGACCCAGAGAAAGAAGUGGAUGAAGAAACAAUGCAGAGGGUUAAAGUGUUGUAUGUAAGAAACUUAAUGAUCUCUACUACAGAGGAUGCAAUUAAAGCUGAAUUUAACAAAUUUAAGCCAGGAGCAGUUGAACGUGUAAAGAAACUGAGAGACUAUGCUUUUGUUCAUUUUUUCAACCGAGAGGAUGCAGUUGCAGCUAUGUCAAUUAUGAAUGGAAAAUGCAUUGAUGGUGCUAGUAUUGAGGUAACACUGGCAAAACCUGUAAACAAAGAAAGCACUUGGAGACAGCAUCUUAAUGGUCAAAUUAGUCCCAAUUCUGAAAAUAUUCUAGUUUUUGCUAACAAGGAAGAUGGUCAUCAAAAAUCAUUAGGAAAACCAGCAAAUCUUUCAAUUCGUCUUAAUGGUCAGCACAGUCCAAGCCCCCCUGAAAUUGAAAGGUGUACUUACCCAUUUUUUCCAGGGACAAAGCUUACUCCAAUUAGCAUGUAUUCUUUAAAAUCCAAUCAUUUCAGUUCUGCAGUAAUGCAUUUGGAUUAUUACUGCAACAAAAAUAACUGGGCACCACCAGAAUAUUAUUUAUAUUCAACAACAAGUCAGGAUGGAAAAGUUCUCUUGGUAUAUAAAAUAGUUAUUCCUACUAUUGCAAAUGGAUCCCAGAGUUAUUUUAUGCCAGACAAACUCUGCACAACAUUAGAAGAUGCAAAGGAAUUGGCAGCCCAAUUUACACUGCUACAUUUAGACUACAAUUUUCGUCGCAGCUCAGUAAAUAGCAUUUCCCCUGUUAGUGCCUCUCUCUCUUCUGGGACACCCAGCGUGCUUCCAUACACAUCAAGGCCUUAUUUUUAUCCAAGUUACCCCUUAUCACCAACAAUUCUGCUUGCUAAUGGCAGCCAUGUUGGACAGCGAGUAUAUAUCUCUAAUGAGGCCUCAUUCUUUUGA